Amphiprion ocellaris (clown anemonefish) is the source of this 1823-nucleotide messenger RNA. RefSeq names its product COP9 signalosome subunit 2 (gene cops2). The coding region runs from base 107 to 1438 and encodes 443 amino acids. Gene Ontology annotation, molecular function: protein binding. Gene Ontology annotation, biological process: protein deneddylation. Gene Ontology annotation, cellular component: COP9 signalosome. The record is from RefSeq and is a predicted model, not a curated record. NCBI's taxonomy places the organism in Eukaryota, Metazoa, Chordata, Actinopteri, Pomacentridae. The transcript is spliced from 13 exons.
AACGUCUCUGCCUCCAACCGCCCCGAGUCACCACCUCACCGCUGCAAAACACAGCACAGGCCGGACUACUGUCUUUCUCUGAACAAGAACGAGGAACACCAUCGAGAUGUCUGACAUGGAGGACGAUUUCAUGUGCGACGAUGAAGAGGACUACGACCUGGAAUACUCAGAGGACAGUAAUUCCGAGCCAAAUGUGGACCUGGAGAACCAGUACUACAACUCCAAAGCCUUGAAGGAGGAUGAUCCCAAAGCAGCACUUAGCAGUUUCCAGAAGGUGUUGGAACUAGAAGGAGAGAAAGGAGAAUGGGGGUUCAAAGCUCUCAAACAGAUGAUCAAAAUCAACUUUAAGCUGACCAACUUUCCAGAAAUGAUGAACCGGUACAAGCAGCUCCUUACGUACAUCAGAAGUGCAGUCACCAGGAACUACUCGGAGAAGUCCAUCAACUCCAUUCUGGACUAUAUCUCUACCUCCAAACAGAUGGACUUGCUGCAAGAGUUCUACGAAACCACACUGGAGGCUUUGAAAGAUGCAAAAAAUGAUCGACUGUGGUUCAAAACCAAUACAAAGUUGGGGAAGCUGUAUUUGGAGAGAGAAGAGUAUGGGAAACUACAAAAGAUUCUUAGGCAACUUCACCAGUCAUGUCAGACAGAUGAUGGAGAGGAUGACCUGAAGAAAGGCACACAGUUGUUGGAGAUCUAUGCCCUGGAAAUCCAAAUGUACACAGCUCAGAAAAACAACAAGAAAUUGAAAGCCUUGUAUGAACAGUCACUCCAUAUUAAAUCUGCCAUUCCUCACCCGCUCAUAAUGGGAGUUAUCAGAGAGUGCGGUGGAAAGAUGCAUUUGAGAGAGGGUGAAUUUGAGAAAGCUCACACAGACUUCUUUGAGGCCUUUAAAAACUACGAUGAGUCCGGAAGCCCAAGAAGGACAACUUGCCUGAAGUACCUGGUCUUAGCAAACAUGCUGAUGAAGUCAGGAAUAAACCCUUUUGACUCUCAAGAGGCCAAACCAUACAAAAAUGACCCAGAGAUCCUAGCGAUGACAAACUUAGUAAGCGCCUACCAGAACAAUGACAUCACCGAAUUUGAGAAAAUCUUGAAAACAAAUCACAGUAACAUAAUGGACGACCCCUUCAUUAGAGAGCACAUAGAGGAGCUUCUGAGGAACAUUAGAACUCAAGUACUUAUCAAACUCAUCAAACCAUACACAAGAAUACACAUCCCUUUCAUUUCUAAGGAGCUGAACAUUGACGUGUGCGAUGUGGAAAGUUUGCUGGUUCAGUGCAUCUUGGAUAACACAAUCCACGGACGAAUCGACCAGGUGAACCAGCUACUAGAACUGGACUACCAGAAAAGAGGAGGGGCUCGCUACACAGCUUUAGACAAAUGGACAAAUCAGCUGAACUCUCUGAACCAAGCCAUUGUUAGCAAGCUCACAUGAUGGCAUGUAAACAUCAAGAGACGAGGAAAAUGGCAUGUUUGAAGACAUCCAUUAAGUUGCUUCUGUGCUUCUUCAAGUAUAUCCUCUGAGACAAGAUACACAGCACAGAUUUUUGAGAAUGCAUCAAUUUCAAGAAGACUCGCCAGAACCCCGAGAACGUGUUCAAAGUGUGUUGUUUUGUCCCAAUGACAGGAAUUCACUGACACUUAUUUUUGUUUUUCAUGUUCCUGAUUGGCAGAUCCUUCCAUGUGCAACACACAAAUGCUUCAGUUGUUUAAAAAAACAAAAAAAAAGUCCAAAUGUGUAUGAAAGCGUGUACACAGUAUUUUAAUGUAUACUGUUGCCUGUUGGUAAUAAACAGAUUUCUCUCAGCACUAAAAAAGGA